UGUGAUUUGUGGUGAAGUUUGGAUAUUGUCUCACAGUAAAUUGAACCUUCGUUCAAGUCAAGUGUUACUUUAUAAAGUUAGUUUUUUAUAAACAAAAUGACAAAAGACCUAGUUAUCCUCGCUUACUCUGGUGGUUUGGAUACCAGUUGCAUUUUAAAAUGGCUCAUUGAAAAAAAUUAUGAUGUUAUCUGUUAUAUGGCAAACAUUGGUCAAAAUGAAGAUUUUGAAAAAGCAAAGCAAAAGGCGACGUCUAUUGGUGCGAAAGAUGUGAUAGUGGAAGACCUGCGCAAGGAGUUCGUGAGCAACUACAUGCUACCUGGAGUGCAGAUGGGGCUGGUGUACGAGGGCCGCUACUACCUGGGCACGUCGCUGGCGCGCCCCUGCAUCUCCGUCGGCAUCGUUAAUGCCGCCAAGAAAUAUGGCGCUAAAUACAUAUCACAUGGAGCUACGGGCAAAGGGAACGACCAAGUUAGAUUUGAGCUCAGUGUAUAUUCACUGUGGCCGGAAGGCAAGGUGAUAGCGCCGUGGCGAGAGCGCGAGUUCUUCACUCGGUUCCAGGGCCGCGCCGACCUCAUUGAAUACGCGAAGAAGGAAAAUAUCCCCGUUUCCGCCACGCCCAAGGAACCCUGGUCUACUGACGAGAACAUCAUGCAUAUAAGCUACGAAUCAGGUGUGCUAGAAGAUCCGGCCGCCAUUCCUCCGCCCGGAAUAUUCAAAAUAACACGAGAUCUGAAACAAGCUGAAGACUACCCUAGCAACAUCGAUAUCAUCUUUGAGAAAGGUCUGCCGGUGUCGCUGCGCAUCCCGAGCGGGCACGCCAAGUCGCUGGUCAUCAGCGAGCCGCUGGCGCUCGUGGAGGCGCUCAACAAGCUGGGCGGCCAGCACGCCGUCGGGCGGAUCGAUAUUGUCGAGAACAGGUUCCUUGGACUUAAGUCGAGGGGUUUAUACGAGACUCCAGCCGGCACAAUUCUUCAUUUGGCUCAUCUUGAUUUGGAAGCAUAUGCUCUCGACAGAGAAGUACUAAGACUUAAAAAAUAUCUUCAAGAUAGAAUGGCCGAUUUUGUGUACAACGGUUUUUGGUUCUCUCCUGAAGCCACCUACACGCGCAAGUGCCUGGAACUGUCGCAAGAAUCCGUCACGGGGACGGUCACAGUUCAAAUAUACAAAGGAAAUGUGGUGAUCUUAGCCCGCACGAGCACGUCCAGCCUGUACAACAAGGAGCUGGUGUCGAUGGACGUGGCCGGCGGCUUCUCUCCUGAAGACAGCACCGGAUUCAUCAACAUAAACGCACUUCGCCUCAAAGAAUACGCUCGUUUUAGUACACAGAGUGAUAAAUAAAUACUGUUUCUUAAUUAA
Molecule: messenger RNA, 1356 nt
Organism: Plutella xylostella (diamondback moth)
Lineage: Eukaryota; Metazoa; Arthropoda; Insecta; Lepidoptera; Plutellidae
Gene: Ass
Product: argininosuccinate synthase
Biological process (GO): L-arginine biosynthetic process; urea cycle
Cellular component (GO): cytoplasm
Molecular function (GO): ATP binding; argininosuccinate synthase activity
Source: RefSeq, a predicted model, not a curated record